Triticum dicoccoides is the source of this 1470-nucleotide messenger RNA. RefSeq lists its product as uncharacterized. NCBI's taxonomy places the organism in Eukaryota, Viridiplantae, Streptophyta, Magnoliopsida, Poales, Poaceae. The record is from RefSeq and is a predicted model, not a curated record. Gene Ontology annotation, molecular function: protein binding. Bases 91 to 1032 code for a protein of 313 amino acids. The transcript has 2 exons.
AUACAAGCCGCCGCCGCCGGCACCCGCACCUCCUCUUCCCAUCCCGUCGAGGGUUCCCGGCGGCCACCUCUUCUGCCGGCCGGUCAGGAGAUGGCGUCGCCUCUGUCGGAGAUCCCCGACCACCUCUUGGCCGAGAUCUUUCUCCGGCUGCCCAAUCCUGAAGACCUCGUCCGCGCAUCCGUGGCCUGCGUCUCCUUCCACCGUCUCGCCACCGACGGCUCCUUCCUCCGCAGAUUCCGCCGCCUCCACGCUCCACCAGUCCUCGGAUUCCUCUGGGCCGGCGGCAUGUUCUAUCCCACUCUGCCGCCUCACCCCUCCGCGCCCGCCGCCCGCGCGCUCGACCUCGCAGCCGACUUCUACUUCACCUUCAUCCCCUCCUACUACCGCUGGACCGUGCAGGACAUCCGCGACGGCCGCGUUCUCCUCGAAGGCGACAUCGAAAAAGAUGAGCGCCCCCCUGUUUUCAAGGAUCUCGCGGUGUGUGACCCCUUGCACCUUCGGUACGUCCUGCUCCCUCCGCUACCUCACGACCUAGCCGCUUCGCUUGAGCACCCGUUCCCCAUGGUAAGCGAGGCCCGGUGCAAGGAGGUGGCAGCGGGAGAGGCAACAUUCAGAGUGAUCUUGAUGGCAAAUUGCAAAACUAGUCUGGAUGCCUUCGUCUUCUCCUCAAGCACUGGGCAAUGGGAAGCCGCUGCGUCCAAGGGUUGGAGUGAUUUGGCCCUUAGCGAAGGUGACAUGGCCAAGAUGUCAUGGGUCCACCCUUAUAUUCUCAGGCGCCAUUAUGCUUAUGGCUGCUUCUACUGGGAUUGGGUGGAAUUUGGGAGGAAAAAAUUGCUCUUGCUUGACACCAGGAGCAGGAAGAUGGAGUUCUCCAUUGCUGACCUCCCGCCUGGAGAAUGGAGCAGGAAAGGAGGAAUAGCCAUUGUGGAGGCAGGGGAAGGGAAGCUUGGGAUGUUUGCUUUCCAUGGUGAAACUUCAUCCGAUCUCAGCUAUACCAUUGCACGGAACAAAGGCAAGAGUCCCAGCCAGUGACAAAUGGAGAAGACAAUCUCACUAGAUUCUGGGUACAGAUAUUUUAUGAGAGAUGCAACACAGAGGUACUUGGUCUUCACAAGGAGAGAAGCCUCAUCUCUAGAGAAUCCACUUGCUGGAUAUUUCUCAAUGGAUGUCAAGACGUUCCAGCUACAAAGGCUUUAUGAUGAUCCACAAUAUUUUAUAUAUCGGACACACACAUAUAUCAACUUCCCACCAUCAUUCAUGUCUUCAUGUAGAUUAUGAAGUGAUUGAAUGGAGUCGUUAUGAGAUCAGCGUUCUGGGUUCAAAGCGACCGCGGUUUCGGUGGCGUGGAGUUGACAUGGAUGUGUUCACCUUGCUGACAAGACACUAGUAGAAAAAGGGUCAAACGUGUGGCUAACCUUUAGCACCGGUUCGUGGCACGAACCGGUACUAAUGAGAGUGGUGGCAGGAUGU